UUGUUGGUGUAACUGCAGUGUGCACGACCAGGGAUUUGUGUGAUUUUUCCAAUUGGCAAACGAAAAUAUAAAUAAAAUCAACUAAAGAUGACAUUAAUUAAACGUUUGGUAACUAGUAAUCUAGUUAACCGUUUAAAUAAUCUCAAAACUCUCAACAAAAAUGGUUAUUGUACUCAUUUGAAAUUUGCCGAACACAAACCAAUUGAAAAAAUCCGCAAUAUUGGUAUAUCAGCUCACAUUGACAGCGGUAAGACCACUUUGACGGAACGUAUCUUGUUCUAUACCGGCCGUAUUGCUGCCAUGCACGAGGUUCGCGGUAAAGACAAUGUGGGUGCAACUAUGGAUUCUAUGGAAUUGGAAAGGCAACGUGGUAUUACAAUCCAAUCAGCUGCCACCUACACCCUAUGGAAGGACACCAACAUUAACAUCAUUGAUACACCUGGUCACGUUGAUUUCACUGUGGAGGUAGAAAGAGCAUUGCGUGUUUUGGAUGGUGCAAUCUUGGUACUCUGUGCUGUGGGUGGUGUCCAAAGUCAAACGCUAACAGUCAAUCGUCAAAUGAAACGCUAUAACGUACCCUGCCUAGGUUUCAUCAACAAGCUGGAUCGCAUGGGUUCCAACCCCUACAGAGUUUUGUCACAAAUGCGUUCAAAAAUGAAUCACAAUGCUGCCUUUAUCCAACUACCCAUUGGUUUGGAAAGUGACUGCAAAGGUAUAAUUGAUUUAGUGGGGGAGAAGGCCAUAUACUUUGAAGGUCCCUUGGGAACAGAGAUUAGAUACGAUGAAAUUCCCAAAGAUAUGCGCACUGAAUCGGAUGAAAGACGCCAAGAACUCAUUGAACACUUGUCCAACGUUGAUGACACCUUGGGUGAAAUGUUCUUGGAAGAAAAGGCACUCACAGAAAAUGAUAUAAAGGCUGCCCUGAGAAGAACCUGUAUCAAACGUACAUUCACUCCAGUUUUGGUAGGCACAGCCUUGAAAAACAAAGGUGUGCAGCCUCUAUUGGAUGCUGUCCUUGAUUAUUUGCCCCAUCCCGGAGAGGUAGAAAAUAUUGCCUUGAUCGAGGAAGAUGGAAAGGAACCACAAUCUAUUGUCUUGAAUCCUGCUCGUGAUGGCAAAGAUCCAUUUGUGGGAUUGGCCUUCAAAUUGGAAGCUGGUCGUUUUGGUCAAUUGACAUAUCUACGUUGUUACCAAGGUGUCUUGCGCAAAGGAGAUACUAUUUUCAAUGCCAGAACCAACAAGAAGGUGCGCUUGGCACGUUUGGUACGUUUGCAUUCGAACAACAUGGAGGAUGUAAAUGAGGUCUAUGCCGGUGAUAUUUUCGCCUUGUUUGGUGUUGACUGUGCUUCCGGUGAUACCUUCACCACCAAUCCACGUGAUGGUCUAAGUAUGGAGUCAAUUUAUGUACCCGACCCUGUUGUGUCUAUGGCAAUUACUCCCAACAAUCCCAAAGAUCGUGACAACUUUGCCAAAGCUGUACAAAGAUUUACCAAAGAGGAUCCCACCUUCCAUUUCUACUAUGACAACGAUGUCAAAGAAACUUUGGUGUCCGGUAUGGGAGAAUUGCACUUGGAAAUCUAUGCUCAACGUAUGGAACGUGAAUAUAAUUGCCCUGUGACUUUGGGCAAGCCAAAGGUAGCUUUCAGGGAAACCUUGGUGGCCCCUUGUUCAUUUGAUUACUUGCAUAAGAAACAAUCGGGUGGUUCAGGUCAAUAUGCCCGCAUCAUUGGUGUAAUGGAGCCAUUGCCACCCCACCAAAAUACCCAAUUGGAAUUUGUUGAUGAGACCAUUGGUACAAAUGUGCCUAAACAAUUUAUUCCUGGUGUAGAGAAGGGCUUCCGCGAAAUGGCCCAGAAGGGUAUGUUGUCGGGCCACAAAUUGUCUGGUAUACGUUUCCGCCUACAGGACGGUGGUCACCACAUUGUAGAUUCCAGUGAAUUGGCGUUCAUGUUGGCUGCCCACGGUGCCAUCAAAGAAGUAUUCCAAAUGGGCUCAUGGCAAAUUUUGGAACCCAUUAUGUUGGUGGAGGUCACAGCACCAGAAGAAUUCCAAGGUGCCGUAAUGGGUCAAUUGAAUAAACGCCAUGGUAUUAUAACUGGUACUGAUGGUAACGAGGGUUGGUUUACAGUCUAUGCUGAAGUUCCACUUAAUGAUAUGUUUGGUUAUGCUGGUGAAUUGAGAUCGAGUACCCAGGGUAAAGGUGAAUUCACAAUGGAGUACUCCCGUUAUUCCCCAUGUUUGCCAGAUGUUCAAGAACAAAUUGUCCGUCAAUACCAGGAAUCACAGGGCUUGAUUCAACCCGACAAAAAGAAAAAGAAGAACUAAGCUAUCGUAUUCUAAUUCAUUUAUGUUAUAAGUCGAAUAACCUAUCUAGAAAUAUGUUUAUAAUUUUCAAUAAUUUUAAUUUAAUUUGUUAAAAUACAUUUUUGUACAGCUGUGAUACAAACGAUAUGAAAAAAAAAAAAACAGUCAACACUGAUAUAUCAAUUUAUAAUUAUACGAUGAUAUAGGGGUUUGAACUGAUUUGUUGGUAAAAGUUAGUCCAGGCAAGUCAUACAAGUCAUAGGAUCGAGGGUCCGGGAAAUGAAUACUAUUUAGCCCAAGAAUGUUUCUUCAAAACCCGUAAAAGUGAGAAAAAUUAAUAUUGGAGCGAUUAACGUGUUGGACUGCCGAGAACUUGACAAUUUAAAUAAAUGAAAGUUGUUCUUAAUGUUAACUAAAAUUGAUUGACAUUGUUUCUUGAAUUUUUGGCUACGCUGUAGUUAGGGCUAGAGGAAAGCACGAAAAUAAAAAUACGAAAGAAAAACAUUUCCACAAACAUCCAAGCGGGAAACGGAAGGCAAUUUUACAUUUGGUAAUACAUAUUAACAUUUCAAUGCUAAUUUUUGUUAUGUUGUCGAGAAAUAAAAUUAAAAAAUCUAUAUAGAUUGUCGGACGUGCACAAUUCAUGUAUCAUUAGAACUGAUUUAGGUCCUUUAGAGUAUUAUUUAAAACUGAAUAUUCGUUUUCGUGUCUUAACACCGAUACAGGAAUUUCCUUCAUUUAAUCUUUCAAAAAAUAUUGCAAUAUAAUUCAAUCUACAAUUAACAACUUGUAUACUAAGCAAUGUAAAAUCCAACAUCUACCAUGAAAAUAAAUAAAGCUGAACUUA
Musca domestica (house fly) is the source of this 3151-nucleotide messenger RNA. Its product is annotated as elongation factor G, mitochondrial-like. Bases 88 to 2325 code for a protein of 745 amino acids. The transcript is spliced from 3 exons. Lineage: Eukaryota; Metazoa; Arthropoda; Insecta; Diptera; Muscidae. Gene Ontology annotation, cellular component: mitochondrion. The record is from RefSeq and is a predicted model, not a curated record. Gene Ontology annotation, biological process: mitochondrial translational elongation. Gene Ontology annotation, molecular function: GTPase activity; GTP binding; translation elongation factor activity.